Plectropomus leopardus (leopard coralgrouper) is the source of this 1274-nucleotide messenger RNA. Its product is annotated as pepsin A-like. The record is from RefSeq and is a predicted model, not a curated record. Gene Ontology annotation, biological process: proteolysis. Gene Ontology annotation, molecular function: aspartic-type endopeptidase activity. Lineage: Eukaryota; Metazoa; Chordata; Actinopteri; Perciformes; Serranidae.
AUGAAGUCUGCUUUUGUACUGCUGGCCUUUUUGGCUGUCUCACAGGGACUUGUCAGGGUUCCCCUGAUGAGAGGGAAGUCAGCCAGGCAGCAGCUGGAGGAGAGUGGCCUGUUUGAGGAGUACAGGAGGAAGUUUCCAUACAACCCUGCAGCAAAGUUUCUCCCCAAAAAUGAGCAGACUGUGGUGCCCUUGACCUUCGACCCAUAUACGACAUACUUUGGAUUGAUCAGCAUCGGGACUCCGCCUCAGGUCUUUAGGGUCCUCUUUGACACCGGCUCCUCAGACCUGUGGGUUCCCUCUGUGAAGUGCACCAGCUCUGCUUGUGUCAACCACGUGAGGUUCAGAAGUUCACAGUCCUCCACUUUUCAGGCCGGCACAAAGCCUUUCUACAUCUCGUACAACAGUGGAUAUGCAGCAGGGAGUACUGGAUAUGACAUCAUCCAUAUAAGCAACCUGUUUGUGGAGCACCAGAUCUUUGGCCUCACAGAGAACGAGGCAGAUUUCCUGGCCUUUGUGCCCUGGGAUGGGAUUCUUGGUCUGGCCUUCCCUGGCUUGUCAGUCGAGGGAGGCACAACUAUUAUUAACAACAUGUGGAACCAGGGCAAAAUCCCCCAGAACAUGUUCUCCAUGUACCUGAGCAGGUCUGGAGAGGGCAGUAUGUUAAUUCUGGGAGGAACAGAUUCGUCAUAUUACACUGGAAGCAUUAAGUGGAUCCCUGUGUAUAAGGCCACUAACUUUUGGAACAUCCAAAUACAAAGCAUCACUGUGAAUGGAAACACUGUUGCGUGCUCUGGCAGUUGUGAAGCAGUAGUGGACUCUGGUACGUCUUACAUCAUUGGCCCCGGCAAAGAUAUUAACAACAUGAACGGCUGGUUGGGAGCCUUCUCGGAUCAGUCCGGUGAGUUUACUGUGAGCUGCAGUAACACCGAUCUCAUGCCGGACAUUGUGUUCAACAUAAACGGCUACAGCUUCGCUCUUCCUCCAUCAGCUUACGUCAUAAAGUCAAAGUCUGGGUGCAGAACAGGUUUUUCAUCCGGCGCCUGGAUCCUGGGUGAAGUCUUCAUGCGGCAGUUCUACACCGUCUUCGACAUCAGCAACAACAGGGUGGGCUUUGCUCAGGCUGUGUGAAUACAGCCAGUUUAAAAAUUAUUGUGGCCAUUUCGUUAGAGGCUCAAAGUCUGAGAGGUGAAUGUAACUGACUAUGCGUUUAUGACCACAGUCUUGUAAAAGCAUUCAUAUUUGUGAAUGAAGCUAAUAAAAUACAAUCGAUGCAG